Messenger RNA from Tarenaya hassleriana, 1241 nucleotides. Its product is annotated as purple acid phosphatase 3-like. The record is from RefSeq and is a predicted model, not a curated record. The transcript has 7 exons. Bases 81 to 1070 code for a protein of 329 amino acids. Gene Ontology annotation, molecular function: ferric iron binding; acid phosphatase activity; ferrous iron binding. NCBI's taxonomy places the organism in Eukaryota, Viridiplantae, Streptophyta, Magnoliopsida, Brassicales, Cleomaceae.
UAUCCUUAUUUGUGUUUGUCUCCCAUUAAUUCUCGUCGUACCUUGCCAACCUCUCUCUCUCUCUCUCUCUCUCUCUCUCGAUGGGAGAAAACAUAAUGCGAAAUGUAUUUUGCCUUGUGAGUUUAGUCGUUGUACUGUCCGUGGGUAGUUCGAGGGCGAAUCUCCGACGGGUGGAGCAGCCGGCGAAAUCUGGCGGCUCGCUGAGCUUUCUGGUGGUCGGAGACUGGGGAAGAAAAGGCUCUUACAAUCAGUCCCAUGUUGCUCUUCAGAUGGGAAAAAUCGGAGAAAAAUUGGACAUCGACUUCGUCGUUUCCACGGGAGACAAUUUCUAUGACGAUGGACUGACGGGUAUCGAUGAUCCUGCGUUUCACGAUUCUUUUGUCAACAUUUAUACGGCUCCUAGCUUGCAGACGCCAUGGUAUACCGUCUUAGGAAACCAUGAUUAUAGAGGUGACGUCGAGGCACAACUUAGCCCCACUCUCAGGGCCAUCGACAACAGAUGGAUUUGCAUGAGAUCUUACAUCGUUAAUGCCGAAAUCGUCGAUCUGUUCUUCGUGGAUACGACACCGUUUGUGGAUAAAUAUUUUAUCAAACCAAAGGACCAUGUCUACGACUGGAGAGGUGUGUUACCUCGGAAAAAGUAUCUGAAGAACCUCUUGAUGGAUGCCGACGUGGCAUUGAGAGAGUCGGUGGCACAAUGGAAAAUAGUGGUGGGUCACCAUACAAUUAAAAGCGCAGGUCACCAUGGCGUCACGACAGAGUUGGAGAAGCAGCUUCUACCUAUUCUUAAGGCAAACGGAGUGGAUCUCUACGUAAACGGGCAUGACCAUUGCUUGGAGCAUAUAAGCAGCAGUGACAGAAUGGGGUUUUUGACAAGUGGCGGUGGGUCAAAGGCGUGGAAGGGGGACAUGAACAAGUGGGACCCGCGAGAAAUGAAGUUUUACUACGACGGGCAAGGCUUCGUGUCGGUUCAGUUGACGGUAGGAGAACUGCGCGUCGUUUUUUAUGAUGCUUUCGGCCACGUUCUGCAUCAAUGGAGCACGUCCAAAGAACUUUACUCGGCCGUGUAGGCCUCUCUAUAUACGUUACUGAAUAUCUGAGGAAAGAAGCCAUUAAAUCAGUCCUGUAAAAUUCAUUUAUAGCAAUUCUGUGGUGUCUUUUGUAUUUUCACGUUGUAACUAUUAUUGCUUCAUGUCGUACAACCGCGCUUAUCAAUAAGAGCGUUAUAUUGUUGGUCCGAA